CUUACCGUGGUCCUCAAAGUGGCCGCUCCCAAGAGAUUGACAGGAGUCAAUCAGGUUCGUCUUAUAUUCGGACCAAUACGAUUAUCUGGCCAAUGCUGGGUGUCUAAGGCCUUUGAAACACAUAGAAGACAAAGAUCUCUUGGUGGAGGAUAUCAUCAUGUUUCAGCUGGUUCAUCGAGUUAGUGGAGCACUUCAAAGGUUCAGGGAGGGGAUGAAGACCCUUGGUGUUCUUGAUGCAAUAAGAAUGCACCCAGAUGCUGUUAGACCGCUGUUUUGUCACGAGCCAUCCCCACUCACAGCUGAUGUACUAGAAGUGUCAGCAGUGGGCAGGAACAAAAGAAGGGCAGAGGAAUGUGUGGUUGCAUUUGGGAGGGACUACCUGCUGGAUGUUGAGGAGCAAGAGGGACCCUUCAACUUGGGGGUAUCCUGGCCUUUGCGACAGGAGCAAAUGAUAUUCCACCCCUCAGACAAGGCUGUCCACCACAAACACAUGCAUUAA
Molecule: messenger RNA, 499 nt
Organism: Perca flavescens (yellow perch)
Lineage: Eukaryota; Metazoa; Chordata; Actinopteri; Perciformes; Percidae
Product: G2/M phase-specific E3 ubiquitin-protein ligase-like
Exons: 4
Coding region: 158-499 (113 amino acids)
Source: RefSeq, a predicted model, not a curated record